UCUUUAUUCUGCACUUCUCGUCCGCCCUUCUCUCUCUCUCUCUCUCUGCGCUCCCAUCCUCCGCCCUUCUCUUUCUCUCUCUCUCCUCUCUUCUCUCACUCUCACACACCCCCUACACCCAAACCCUAACUCUAAUCGAUUGGCUGGGCUCGAUUUUACCUCUCAAUUUUCCGGUCAAAUCUCCGAUUCGGUUACCUUGUUCUUGACGAGGGAAUCUGGAGGCGGACGGGGGCUGAGGAUCGGAGAAUGGCGACGACGAGCGCUGUCUACAUCAGUGUCAUCGAGGACGUCAUCAACAAGGUCAAAGAAGAGUUCGUCAAUGGCGCCGGAGAAGACGUUCUCAAGGAGCUUCAAGGAACUUGGGAGGCGAAGAUGAUGCAAGCUGGUGUUGUAAAUGCUCCGAUUGAGAGGUCUGCGGCUGCAAAGCCCACACCUGGAGUUACUCCAGUUCAUGAUCUCAACGUACCGUAUGAGGGGACUGAGGAGUAUGAAACUCCUACUGCUGAUUUACUCUUCCCUCCAACCCCGUUACAAACUCCAAUGCCACAAACUCCUAUUCCAACUCCCAUCCCACAAACUCCAAUUCAAACACCAGGAACUGCGGAGAAUUAUAAUAUUCCUACUGGAGCUAGUGACGAUUCUGGUGGCGGCAACGCAGGUGGAAAUACAGAGUUGAAACCAGGAAGACCUAGCCCAUACAUGCAACCUCCUUCUCCGUGGAUGACUCAGCGGCCCCCACUUGAUGUUAAUAUUGCUUACGUGGAAGGGCGGGAUGAGGUGGACAGAGGAACCUCUCAUCAACCCCCGACACAGGACUUUUUCACAAUGUCUGCUGGAAAGCGAAAACGUGAAGAAAUCCCCCCACAAUAUCAAGCUGGUGAGUUUAUACCCCAGCAAGAUGGAGCCGGAGAUGCUAUACCUGAACUUUUUGAGAUUGAGAUUUGUGGAGGGAGCACUUCUAUUGGUGGUGGUGGACGUGCGUAUGGUAAGAUGUCUGCUUGUGCACCCAAGAUUCCUCAACUCGAUGGGCCCAUCCCUGAUCCCUAUGAAGAGCUUUCUACUCCCAAUAUAUACAAUUAUCAAGGAGUUUUCAAUGAAGACUACAACAUUGCCAACACACCAGCUCCCAAUGAUGUACCAGUCAGCACUCCAGCUCCUGUUGUUCAGAAUGAUGUUGGAGAUGAUGAUGAGGACGAUGAGCCCCCAUUGAAUGAAAAUGACGAUGAUGAUCUGGAUGAUGUGGACCAAGGAGAGGAACUGAACACACAGCAUUUGGUAUUGGCUCAGUUUGACAAGGUGACACGCACCAAGAGCAGGUGGAAGUGCACACUGAAGGAUGGCAUUAUGCACAUAAACAAUAAGGAUGUCCUUUUUAAUAAGGCGACGGGAGAAUUCGACUUCUGAUUAGUUGGAGAAAUGUCUAUUCUGGCAAUCAGCGGCUGUUGCAUUAGCAGAGCAAGUCCACAGUUACCAUUGGCCCAUUGGUGUUUUGUAAUUUUUCUUUAUGAACUUAAUUAUGAAAGCUAUGAGGAGAAGAGAAACAUUCUAGAUAUCUUUUUAAGAUUGGGACCGAUGAUGUUGGCCUUUGUACAUAAAGGAUGAAUUUUUUUUCGGCCUUUACAAUGGGAGGGCUACUGAGGCGCGUUUCUGAAGUUUAAAUAUUCUGCAAUGGAAUGUGAUUCCAUUGACUUUGUAUACUUGGAUUUAUUGGUUUAAUUUAAGAAUUGCAUCGUUUAGUAAC
Molecule: messenger RNA, 1741 nt
Organism: Rosa chinensis
Lineage: Eukaryota; Viridiplantae; Streptophyta; Magnoliopsida; Rosales; Rosaceae
Product: transcription initiation factor IIA large subunit
Exons: 11
Coding region: 247-1404 (385 amino acids)
Biological process (GO): transcription by RNA polymerase II; transcription initiation at RNA polymerase II promoter
Cellular component (GO): transcription factor TFIIA complex
Source: RefSeq, a predicted model, not a curated record